This is a messenger RNA of Peronospora farinosa, 798 nucleotides long. The record is from the annotation of a GenBank genome assembly. Lineage: Eukaryota; Oomycota; Peronosporomycetes; Peronosporales; Peronosporaceae.
AUGAAUACGAUCAUGAACCCGAGUGACACUUCAAGAGCUCCUUACGCGAUCCAGGUGAAUGACACGUUAAAUCCUGAAAGAAUUGUACCUUGCACUCCGGGAUGUGACGAUCCCAGCAACUACAAGCAACUCGACGAUGACGCUUUUCACGGCAUUGCAACUGGCCAUUGGAGCACCAAUCUCUUCUCCAGCUUCAACAACCUUGUGCCGAAUGCUCUCAUGGCCUCAUUUUGUCCGUGCGUGUCGCUCGCACAGAUCACGAGUCGUCUGGGGCUUCUGCCGUUCAACUCCGCACUGCUGUUAUUCGGCAUCCUGUGCUUGCUCGAGCUGCUCAUAUUGAUACUCGCUGUCGUGCAGUUCAUUGCAGUGGCGAUGCUCGGACGCAACGGGGGCGGGCACUAUUACCACGAUCACCAAAAGCACCACGAUCACCAACACCACGGGCACCACUCGCACGAGCACCGUUUCGAUGACCACCAUAUGGGUGACGACCACCGCAUGGGUGACGACCACCGCAUGGGUAACGAGCACCGUAUGGGUAACGAGCAUCGACCUGCGAUCAAUAUAGCGUUCCUGGUCGUUGCAGUGCUGACACACGCAUCUUUGACCACUGCUCUGUGGAUGCUACGCAAGCGGAUUCGCAGUCAAUUCCAGAUUCCAGGCUCGAACAUGAACGACUGCAUGUCUGUCGCCUGUUGCCCAUGCUUCUCAACGGCACAAAUGGCUACUCAUAUCAAAAGCUACCAACCCGGAUCGUGCUCUUUCGGGCCCGUGGACACGUUGCCUCGCUACCAGUGA